Nanorana parkeri is the source of this 1091-nucleotide messenger RNA. It is a transcript of the gene MAFA, whose product is annotated as MAF bZIP transcription factor A. The record is from RefSeq and is a predicted model, not a curated record. Gene Ontology annotation, biological process: regulation of transcription by RNA polymerase II; retinal rod cell development. The transcript has a single exon. Bases 212 to 1084 code for a protein of 290 amino acids. Gene Ontology annotation, molecular function: RNA polymerase II cis-regulatory region sequence-specific DNA binding; DNA-binding transcription factor activity, RNA polymerase II-specific. Lineage: Eukaryota; Metazoa; Chordata; Amphibia; Anura; Dicroglossidae. Gene Ontology annotation, cellular component: nucleus.
CCCUUACAUGGACUCCUGAAAGACUCGCAGAGAGGGUCUGAGGAGCAGCGACAGCCCAGGACCCCCCUGCUGCUGCUGCUGCUGGUGACAUCUCACAAGGAACAAGCUCGUCCUCCUGCAGGCUGCUGUGUGCAGACCCACCAGCAAGGGGGCGUGGAGCUCCUAAAUUGUAGACCCUGUAGUGACAGUGACAUCUCUUAUAUGGACUGAGAUGGCCUCUGAUCUGGCUAUGAGUACAGACUUGCCCAACAGCCCUCUUGCCAUCGAGUAUGUCAAUGACUUUGAUCUGAUGAAAUUUGAGGUGAAGAAGGAACCCCCAGAAGCUGACCGAUUCUGCCACCGCCUGCCACCCGGAUCCCUGUCUUCUACUCCGAUCAGCACCCCCUGUUCCUCUGUGCCGUCUUCCCCCAGCUUCUGCGCCCCCAGCCCCGGGGCACAGCCCAACGUGAACCCCAACAACCCCAACACAGCCAACAAGCCGCAGCUGGAGGAUCUUUACUGGAUGUCCAACUACCAGCAUCACAUCAACCCCGAAGCCCUCAACCUCACCCCAGAGGAUGCCGUGGAGGCACUGAUAGGCAACCCCCAUCACCACCAUCAUCACCACCAGAGCUACGAUGGCUUCAGGGGCCAGCAGUACCCAGGGGAGGAAAUGGCAGCCUCUGGGCACCACCACCAGGUCCACCACCACCAUCACCACCACAACCACCACCUCAGGCUGGAGGAAAGGUUCUCGGACGAGCAGCUGGUCAGCAUGUCUGUGCGGGAACUCAACAGGCAGCUGAGGGGCUUCAGCAAAGAGGAGGUAAUCCGCCUCAAGCAGAAGAGAAGGACCCUGAAGAACCGGGGCUAUGCCCAGUCCUGCAGGUACAAGCGGGUACAGCAGAGGCACAUUCUAGAGACAGAGAAAUGCCAGCUGCAGAGCCAGGUGGAGCAGCUCAAGCAAGAGGUCUCCAGGUUGGCCAAGGAGAGGGAUCUGUACAAGGACAAGUAUGAGAAACUGGCCAGCAGGAGCUUCAGCGCCAGGGAGUCCACGCAGCAACCGUCCAACCCAGGGAAAGCGACAUCUGACUUCUUCAUCUGAUGCCCUC